UCCAGUCGGAUUCCAAUCAGUCCCAAUCUGGAUCGACGGAAAUGGACUCACUCGAACCGAAAUGCACACCACUCAAGAACUCAUACGAUGCCUGCUUCAACCUAUGGUUCGAGAAGUACCUCACCCUCACCGCCAACUACGAAUCAGGGAAUGAUCGCAAGCGGGUCCUGGCCCGAAGCAAGGAACAGUACGAGAAGGAUUGCGGACAGAAAUGGCUCCAAUACCAUUCCUGUCUCAACGAGGCACUCGACUCACGUCAGCUCAAACCAUUAUUGGAAGCUGCUAGGAACGAAGACCCGUUACCAGAACCAUCUAAAUUAGAAAAAUCAACUCGAUCAAACUGAAGUAUCGCCCCGCAACAUAUAUGGACUACUGCCGCAUCAAACACUCGUAUGAUGGCCAUCACUUUAUAUCAAGAUUCCAGAUAAAUUGACCAUCUCAUCCUUGAAAAUCAAUUUAAAAAAAACCAAACUCAUGAUUGUUGUAAUAAGAGAAAUUGGCAGACAGAUGACAGCAGAGAGAGGGAUUUAAGCUGUUUUGGAGCAUGGACUCAUUUGAAAGUAAACUAAAAUCUUACAACA
Molecule: messenger RNA, 581 nt
Organism: Puccinia graminis f. sp. tritici CRL 75-36-700-3
Lineage: Eukaryota; Fungi; Basidiomycota; Pucciniomycetes; Pucciniales; Pucciniaceae
Exons: 2
Coding region: 42-344 (100 amino acids)
Source: RefSeq, a predicted model, not a curated record